GCGGGUGUAAAGACAGGUGAGAAGGGUGUGCCACGGAAAAGUUGAAGUAAACGUGGGGCUUUUACUGCUGUGUCACGUUUGUUCGCCGAGGGGGUUAUCGCUGGUGUGCAAACGGAUGACACGUUGCUCGUAAUAGGUCUUCUCAUGAGAUGUAAAAAAAAAUUAAUACUUUUUACUCAUUCGCUCCCUUUUAGGUAUCAAAUAUUUCUGGGGUGUGGAAUGCUAAGGUCUAUGAAAUCAGUCCGUGUUACAAGGAACUGGUAAAAAAGAAAAGCCCCAAAUACGCUCACAGCGCUUGAAAACUUUUAGUAUGAAAGAUGUAAAUAUAGUCGAAGCUUUGUAGAUCUUGCAGCCCUUGCAGAGUAUUUAGAUGAUACCAAAGCGGUUUCUUGCAUCAAUAGGAGAUUGACUGUAAGCUGAAUCAUACCCUACAUGCCAGUUGUACCUUUUUAACGGGAAUUUGGCUUAUCAGUUGUGAAAAAAUGAGAAAAGUCUAUAAUGCAAAAUUAAACAAUAUGGUUAUCGUUUCAUAAAGGAGUCCUGAAAACAAUGCAGAGCUGCCAAAAAGAUUGCAACAGUGUGCUUAGAAAUUGAAUUUCUCACCAAUUUCAAAGAGGGAUGUUAAAGAGUUAAACCACUAAUUUGCAUAUGUAUUUAUGCCAGGUGUAUUCAUUUUGAAUCUGUAGAUAAUAAUUUGUGAAUUUAUCUUAAAGAGCUUACAGGUCUGUAGCUUUUGCAAGUAAAAUGUUCAUGAUAAAAUUUUGGAAUAGCAACACUAUCAUUUUUAUGAUAAUUUAUCACAAAGUGGCAUAAAAUGAUAUAAUGUGAUGACUUUUUAAAACAAUGCAGAGAUAUUUUGGUGCCAGGGUAAGCUUUUUAUAUAAUAGGUGCCAGGGUAAGCUUUUCAAAAGAGCUUAUAUGCGCUUCGUAAGCAUGAAUUGAGCUGCAGAUUUUAUAGGGCUAUGUGCUUUUCUGUUCCCAGGCAUUUCUGAAAGCCCCUGUGCAGAAGAGCAAAUCUGUAACCGCUCCUAGUGUAAAUGAAGCCAAGGGCCUAUUGAAUACCUUCUGAGAUAGGGAAUGGUCACGUGUCCUGGUGUGUUCCUGCCAGAGAAACAUGACGUUUAUCUCAGUGUGUGCAUCUUGGGUCAAUACAGAGAGACGGAAUGCCUUCCUCCUGUUUUCCCUCUCUUGUUUCAUGAGAAGAUGUUGUUUGAAAAGGUCUUUGAAAGUGCUGUAGAUCCUGCUGCUGUAACUGAGAUGCUUGAAAGUAAUGUAACGAAGUUUGAAUUAACUCAGCUUGUAUCUUCAGCAGGAGAUGACCUUGCAUUUUAUGAAGAGAAUACUCGAGAUUUUCUGUUCCCAGAGCCUAAGCUGACUCCUGCAUAUCCUGGUGUGGACAGAGAAUUAUUGAUGAAAACGUCUUCUCAUUUCCCAGCUGUACUGUUCAUACAGCUUCCUGAACAAAACAAAGUCCGUUUGGGAAUAGCACCAAAAAUAGAGUUUUCCACAAGAACAACCAUUACAGAGCUUCCACUUCAGUGCAGAGGGAAGAAUUACGCUGAAAACAGAACAAGGAAUCAAAGAUCUGCGUCUGCAUCGCCCAAACGAAGGAGCAGGUCAUUAACACAAUGCAAGACAUCAAUGAAAAGGGAUAAGAUCUACAAAAGGCAUACAAGGUCAUUAAAAUCAAAGGCUCCUUCUCCAAACACUAGAAACCACUUAUGUGAACUUUCCAGAGAGAACCAGCAGCAGCUGUGCAGACUGAGCCGGGAGUCUGCUGAGUGCAAAUCAGAAAAUGAGAACAGGCCACCAUUUGUAGUCAGACAUGUGGACAGUUCCAAAUCAUUCAGUGAAGUAACCGCACCGUUGUCUUACUGUAAUGUGAAGAAAAGUGCAAGAUCAGGAAGAGAUUCUCUUAAAUUUCAUGUGAAACGAGCUUUAACUUUUGAUAACUGUGAAACAUCAAAUACCUCAGUUAAGAUUAUCAGGGAACCAGCUGAACAGGCUACUUCUGAACAUGAUUCAUCAUCUCUUGAAACAGAUGAACUUUUCAGUUACCCACAGUGUUCUUCCAGUUGGAGGCAUUCAGCUUUUCACCAUGCAGCUUCAUCUGCUACCUCCCAACACCAGAAGUCACUGCGUCCUGUUCAAAGUCCUUCUCCUCUUCAAUACAGGUUGUAUUCCGGUGUGGAUUUCAGCUGGGAGAAAAUCAAUGAGCGGGUGCGGAGUCUCCUCACCUCAGCCCAGGCCAGGCAGCGGCUUUCCUCUGGACUUACUGAGAAUGAAAUUGAUGAUGUCCUUGAAAGAAGGUCUGUCGCUUUGAGAAAUUCCCUGCCUAAUGACUCAGGGGAACGAAGCUAUUGCUAAGUAGUUAUUAUCAGAAAGGUGGCUCAGUGACUCCUGGAUACUGAUCUGAAGAACACGCUGAGACUGAUGCCUCUAUUCCAGCUGAGCAGUGGUUUGGUUUUUUUGCUAUUGUAUUAUACCUCUUUCUCAAAGUAAGACUUCUGUGCUGUCUGAUGCUGGAUACGAAUGUCUGAUUAAAUGAUUACCUGUAGGCUCAAAUAUAAUUCUCACAGAUGUGUGAACUUACUAGCUUAAUAGUAAUGCGAAGGCAGGUCUUUGAGUCUUGUCUCCGGUCCCUACUUUCUCUGGGUUUUGCACUUAGAAUUACCGCUAAAAAUUUACAGCGCUGGAAAUGGUGAUCUGAAAGGGUUACAUUUCUCAAUGUAUGUUCAUAAAAAUAGAAAAGGCCGUUUACUUGCUUAAUUACUGUCAUACAUUUCUCCGUCUUGAAAAAAACUAGCUGAAAUGAAUCUUUAAUACAUAUACUUGAAACAGCCCCUUUAAUAAAAUAUUUUGAACA
Struthio camelus australis is the source of this 2866-nucleotide messenger RNA. RefSeq names its product spermatogenesis associated 6 like (gene SPATA6L). The record is from RefSeq and is a predicted model, not a curated record. Gene Ontology annotation, molecular function: myosin light chain binding. Lineage: Eukaryota; Metazoa; Chordata; Aves; Struthioniformes; Struthionidae. Gene Ontology annotation, biological process: spermatogenesis.